Molecule: messenger RNA, 1459 nt
Organism: Colletotrichum destructivum
Lineage: Eukaryota; Fungi; Ascomycota; Sordariomycetes; Glomerellales; Glomerellaceae
Product: Putative pirin domain, rmlC-like cupin domain superfamily, rmlC-like jelly roll
Exons: 2
Coding region: 151-1287 (378 amino acids)
Source: RefSeq, a predicted model, not a curated record
CGACAGCUGUAGUAUAAUUAGUUCAUUAGUCAAUUCGAACUCCCGAGUUCUAGAAGACUCAUUCAGUCCCUAUCCUCUCUCUCCCAUCUCAACCCCAUUGACGGAACGAUUUGCGUACAAAUAGUUCCCCUUGCCGCCGCCCCUCCUUCAAUGAAGUCUUUCUCGCUACUGCUAUCCAUCAUCGUGGGAAUCACAUCCAUCGUCCUGUUCAGAGAACAGAUAUUCGAUUUGGUCGUCGCGACUACGAGCGACUUCUUCAACUUUGCAGGCGCAAUUCAGAACGACAUCGUCCCCGAAGCGGAAACCAAGCAGCAACAACAACAACAUCAACGCCAUCAUCAACAGGACCAGCCGGACGACCACCUGUACGCCACCGACAUGUCUGUUCCCCGCGCGAUUCGCAAGGUCUUUCUGGCCGUUGAGCAGGCCGAGGGCGCCGGAGCCCGCGUCCGCCGCUCCAUCGGAACCCCUCAGCUUAGGAGCCUUUCGCCCUUUUUGAUGCUCGAUCACUUCAGUAUCUCUCCCGGGUCAGGCUUCCCCGACCAUCCCCAUAGGGGCCAGGAGACGAUUACGUAUCUCCUUCACGGCGGCGUGGACCACGAGGACUUCGCUGGCAACAAGGGCACCAUCGAGGCCGGCGACCUGCAGUUCAUGACAGCGGGCCGUGGCAUCAUGCACGCCGAGAUGCCCAAGCAGAAUCCCGACGGCAGCGCCAACAUCGGCCUCCAGCUCUGGGUCGACUUGCCGAAGCACCUCAAAGCCUGCGAGCCGCGGUACCGCGAUCUGCGCGCCAAGGAGAUCCCCACGGUCGACGUCGACGGCGGCAAGGUCCACGUCAAGGUCAUCUCGGGCCAGAGCCACGGUGUCGACUCGGUGCGCGACCUAGCCUACACGCCCGUAUGGAUCCUGGACAUCCAGGUCAAGCCCGGCGGUACGAUUGCCCAGCCGGUGCCCAAGGGGUGGAACGCCUUCGCGUACACGCUCGAGGGCCAGGCCAUUUUUGGCACAGGGUCGCAGCAGCGCGUCGUCGAUGAGUUCCACAACGUCGUGUUCGAGGACGAGGGCGACGUCGUGAACAUUGAGGUCGACGCCGGCGCCGACAAGGACGCUCGCCUCGUGCUUAUCGCCGGCACGCCUCUAGACCAGGAGGUGGUGCAGUACGGGCCGUUCGUGCUGAGCUCCAAAGCCGAGGUGUACCAGGCCUUGAUGGACUUCCAGACGCACUCGAACGGGUUCGAGAGGGCAGAGGGCUGGCAGAGUGAGAUUGGAAAGUCCAUGGUUGAGUAGAGCAGCCAUGGGUUGUAGUUGGUUUGUUUUCACUUGCGUUGUAUUUUUGGCAUCCAGCAUCAUUUGGCAUAGAGCGGAUGGGGGGUCAUUUGCUCCUAGUUGAGGGCAUCGAGAGAAGGGCGUCUAGAUCAUGUAACAUGAGAUACCAUAAAUCCACCUUACUUAACUUGAC